AUGUCGGGAACUAUAAAAAACGUUAGCAACGGAGAUCUCGAAGUUUGGUUAAGAAAGAUUAUUUCACCGCCUAUAUGUUUUGAACACAUAGUUAAAAGAGAUCCGAACAUGUGGGGUCAUGUCCAUUUCAGAACUCACGAAAAUGCAUCAGAAUUUUAUUUAUACCAUGGAAGGGGAAACAUUUUCUGGGAAAUUAAAGGAUUCUGCCCAAUUGUUAUUGAGACGGAUACUGCUUAUCGGGAAUAUCAGCCGUAUGCAUUAUUUGAUUUACACGAAAAUUGUCAAGGGUCUGAUAUGUACUGGUUUAUGUUAUUGCAUGCAGUGUUGGCAAAUGACCUUGAAGUGACCUUAAAAUGA
Molecule: messenger RNA, 357 nt
Organism: Funneliformis mosseae
Lineage: Eukaryota; Fungi; Glomeromycota; Glomeromycetes; Glomerales; Glomeraceae
Source: the annotation of a GenBank genome assembly